Molecule: messenger RNA, 2253 nt
Organism: Nerophis lumbriciformis (worm pipefish)
Lineage: Eukaryota; Metazoa; Chordata; Actinopteri; Syngnathiformes; Syngnathidae
Source: RefSeq, a predicted model, not a curated record
AUGGAGACUCAAGGUUCACGUCUUCAAGAUGACCCUGACGUCAGUGUAAUGAUGGCAGGGUCCACUUUGAGGAAGGUCAAGUCCCGUACAUGGAAGAAGCAAAGGCAUUUCCGACUCCUGGAGGACGGUCUGAGGAUAUGGUACAAGUCCGGAUGGGUGGGAAAAGGCCACUCCACAUUCUCAGUGAGUGAGGUGGAGGCCGUCCGCGAGGGCCACCAUUCGGAGGUCUUGCAGAGCAUCACAGAUGAGUUCUCGGCAGACCUCUGUUUCACCUUGGUGUUUCACGGUCGCCAGGGCAACCUGGACCUUGUAGCCGAGUCCCCAGAGGAGGCUCGAGCCUGGAUCAGAGGAUUGCGCAAGCUCAUUCACAAGGCUCAAACCAUGGACGAGAAGCAGAGACUGGAUCAGUGGAUCCAAGAUUGGUUCCACAAGGCCGACAAAAACAAAGACGGAAAGAUGAACUUCAAAGAAGUGCGGAAGCUGUUGAAGAUGAUGAAUGUGGAAAUGAAUGAGGAACACGCAUUCUAUCUCUUCACGAUGGCUGACCAAUCACAGAGUGGUUCUCUGGAACUCCAGCAGUUUGUCCUCUUCUACAAGAUGCUGACCCAGAGGGAUGAAGUGUGGAGAGUGUUCCAGGACUACUCUGGAGAUGGAGAGACUUUAAUGCUGGAAGAGCUGGAGAACUUCCUGAAUGUCGAACAGCAGGAAGGAGAAAGCAGCGCCCGACAUGCCAAGGAACUAAUGGAGCGUUACGACCCAUCGGGAACAGCAAAGAAGCACGGUACCAUGUCAUUAGAUGGGUUCCAGAUGUACCUGUGCUCACCAGAGGGCUCCAUUUUCAAGCCAGACAAGCUUGGUCUCUACCAGGACAUGAGCCAGCCGCUUAGCCACUACUACAUCUCGUCCUCGCACAACACCUACUUGAUGGAGGAUCAGCUGCGAGGCCAGAGCAGCCUGGAGGCCUACAUCCAGGCCCUGAAGAGAGGCUGUCGCUGCGUGGAGGUGGACUGCUGGGAUGGCAGCGACGGGGAGCCAGUGGUGUACCAUGGCCACACUUUUACCUCCAAGAUCCUCUUCAAGGACAUUAUUGCAACACUGAAGGAAUACGCCUUCACGACGUCCGACUUCCCAGUCAUCUUAUCCCUCGAAAAUCACUGCAGUGUGGAACAGCAGACGGUUAUGGCUCGACAUUUGAGCAAGAUCUUGGGUGACACACUGCUCAGGAACAUUUUGGAUGGACAUACCACCACUGAGUGCCUCCCUUCACCAAAGGACCUGAAGCGAAAGGUGUUAUUGAAAGCAAAGAAAAUAAGCAGUGCAGAGGGCUCCCAGGACGGAACACUCACAGACGAUUUUAGCGAUGAGGAGGAUCUGGUCAAUGGUGAAGCUGGAGAUAAAGAGCUUCAUGCUGAGGCUUUGAACCGCCAAGAUAAGUCCAAACUCUCCCAGGAGCUAUCUGAUCUGGUGGUUUACUGCAGGAGCGUACACUUCCGUGGUUUUAAAGGCAACCCUUUACAGAGCAAAUGUAACGAGAUGUCCUCGUUUUCAGAGUCGAAGGCUAAAAGGCUCGCUAAGGAAGCAGGAGCAGACUUUGUACAGCAUAAUGUAAAACAGCUAAGCAGGAUUUACCCUAGUGGCCUCAGGACUGACUCCUCAAACUAUAACCCUACAGAAUUGUGGAAUGUGGGAUGCCAAAUUGUGGCUUUAAACUUCCAGACGGCAGGUCUGGAGAUGGACCUGAACGACGGGCUCUUUGGACAGAAUGGUCGCUGUGGUUACGUGCUGAAACCGAAUUUCAUGAGGGACAACCGCACAACAUUUAAUCCGGAGAAACCUGAAGAGCAGCCGGGCUACAAUCCUCUGCGUUUAUCAAUUCAGGUGAUAAGUGGGCAGCAGCUUCCAAAGGUGAACCAGAAAGAGGGUUCCAUUGUAGACCCCCUGGUCAGGGUUGAAGUAUAUGGAGUACAGCAGGACCAGGCUAAGGAGGAGACUAGUCACAUAAACAAUAAUGGAUUUAACCCUGUGUGGAAUCAGACUUUGAAUUUUGUCAUUCACACUCCCGAUCUGGCCAUGAUUCGCUUUGUGGUGGAAGAUUACGACAAGACAUCCAGAAAUGAUUUCAUUGGACAAUAUACGAUACCUUUUACGUGCAUCCAAUCAGGAUAUCGGCACAUUCAUCUACUUUCAAAAGAUGGGACCACCAUCCCUCCUGCAUCACUUUUUGUCAAUAUCAGUAUCUCUAAACUUACAUGA